Molecule: messenger RNA, 2862 nt
Organism: Vitis vinifera (wine grape)
Lineage: Eukaryota; Viridiplantae; Streptophyta; Magnoliopsida; Vitales; Vitaceae
Product: AP2-like ethylene-responsive transcription factor ANT
Exons: 9
Coding region: 573-2597 (674 amino acids)
Biological process (GO): regulation of DNA-templated transcription
Molecular function (GO): DNA binding; DNA-binding transcription factor activity
Source: RefSeq, a predicted model, not a curated record
GCCUCAUUGGUCAUUACAUAGCCAUUAGAUAGAAGUGACUAGUGGAGAGAGAAACUUGGAAAUAAUUCCUGGGUUUUUCGGGUGAUUUGAGAAGUAGGGCUGGUUUUUGUGUGGUUGGAGAAGCUACCACAAUUUUGUUCUCAUAUUGUUUCACUGGGAUUUUGGGAGGGUUUAAGGGCUUAAGAAAAAGGCAGGAGAGUAGGAGGCGAGGAGAAAAGCAAAAGACGUGGUCUUUCUCAAAUACACAGAUCCCUAUGGAAUGCUGGGGUGCUCCCCAGCAUUGCUUGCUGGAAUUCAUUCUUUUUGUUUAGUUUAAAGGGACCUGUUUUGUUCUCUUUGGAGAGAGAGAAGUGAGAGAAGAGAGAGGGUGUGGGGGAGUGCAUAGAUUCAAGAGUUUGGGCUGGUAGAUAUAUUUCUUCUAUAAGCUCUGCAGCUAGACAACAAAAAACCAAGUUUUCAGAUGGAGAGAUGCAAGAGAUUUUGAAAUGAUUAGUUUAUUUUCUCCCCAAUGAUUGAGUUGCCUUGCACCCGGAGAUACUGCUGAGAAUAUUUCAACUAAGAAAAGGAGGAAGAUGAAGUCUAUGAAUGAUAAUAACAAUGGCAGCAAUAAUAACUGGUUGGGUUUCUCGCUCUCGCCACAUAUGAAAAUGGAGGUUGCUUCAGACCCUCAGUACCAUCAUCAAACCCAGCCUGCUGCUGCCGCUGUUUCCAGUGCUGUCCCAACAAGUUUCUUUCUCUCUCCUCAUCUCAACAGCUCCGCAAUCUACUAUGGUGUUGGAGAAAAUGGCGCUUUUCACUCACACUUGUCCGUAAUGCCACUCAAGUCUGAUGGGUCUCUUUGUAUCAUGGAGGCUCUCAGUAGAUCACAGCAAGAAGGGAUGGUGCCAACCUCAUCACCAAAACUGGAGGACUUCUUAGGUAGUGCAACCAUGGCAACCCAUCAGUACGGGGGCCAUGAAAGAGAAGCAAUGGCUCUCAGCUUAGACAGCAUGUAUUAUCACCAAAAUGCGGAACCUGAAACCAGUAGGCAACAUUCUCUAAACCUUCUUCAGGAAUCCUUUAGGCAACAAGGUCAGCAACAAAUUCCAGUUCAACACCACCCAUAUUUCACUGGACUUGCCUGCAAUGGGAUUUACCAGAACCCAUUAGAAGAAGAAACAAAGGAAACCCAACUUGCAGAUUGCCAUACCCAGAUCCCUCCUAUGGGGGAGGAUGGAAUGCCUUGCCUGAAAAACUGGGUUGCAAGGCACUACUCGACUCACCAUGCACUAGAGCAGCAGAUGAACAACAGCAUCGUUGAUGACGGAGGAGCUCCUGGGUCUAUUGGAGCUAUGGGUUGUGGGGAUUUACAGUCUCUCAGCUUGUCCAUGAGCCCCGGUUCUCAGUCAAGCUGUGUGACAGCUCCAAGACAGAUCUCGCCUACCGGAGCUGAGUGUGUGGCCAUGGAAACAAAGAAAAGGGGGUCCGGAAAAGUUGCACAAAAGCAACCAGUUCAUAGGAAGUCCAUUGACACAUUUGGGCAGAGGACUUCACAAUAUAGAGGAGUUACAAGGCAUAGAUGGACUGGUAGAUAUGAAGCCCAUCUUUGGGAUAAUAGUUGCAAGAAGGAGGGGCAGACUAGGAAAGGAAGACAAGUUUAUCUGGGGGGGUAUGAUAUGGAAGAGAAAGCUGCAAGAGCUUACGAUCUGGCGGCCCUCAAAUACUGGGGACCUUCUACUCAUAUCAACUUCCCGUUAGAAAAUUACCAAGAAGAACUCGAAGAAAUGAAGAACAUGAGCCGCCAGGAAUAUGUUGCUCAUCUGAGAAGGAAAAGCAGUGGAUUCUCAAGAGGGGCUUCAAUGUAUAGAGGAGUGACAAGGCAUCAUCAACAUGGAAGAUGGCAGGCUCGGAUUGGGAGGGUUGCUGGAAACAAGGACCUUUAUCUCGGGACAUUCAGUACCCAAGAGGAAGCAGCUGAAGCUUAUGAUGUUGCUGCUAUUAAGUUCCGAGGGGUAAAUGCAGUCACCAACUUUGAUAUUACACGAUAUGAUGUGGAAAGAAUCACAGCCAGCAAUACUUUGAUUGCUGGAGAGCUUGCAAAGCGAAGCAAAGGGAAAGAACCAAGCCGGGAGGCCAUUGAUUACAACCCACCUCAGAACAGUGGGGAGGCUAUUCAAUCUGAAAGUAACAAUGGGAAUGGUACAGACUGGAAGAUGGCUCUAUACCAGUCCCCCCAGCAGCAGCCAAGUAGUUGUGUGGAAUCACUUGAACAGAAACCAAUGAGCAUUGGAGGGUACAGGACCACCUCUUUUUCAAUGGCAUUGCAAGAUCUUAUUGGGAUUGAUUCAGUGAACACAAGCCAGCCCAUUGGGGAUGAAUCGACCAAACUAGGGACGCACUUUUCCAAUCCAUCGUCCUUGGUGACCAGCUUGAGCAGCUCAAGAGAAGCUAGCCCAGAUAAAACUGGCCCUGCAAUGCUGUUUGCAAAGCCUCCAUUAGCAUCAAAAUUGAUGGGGCCUGCAAGCGCACUCAGUUCAUGGAUCCCAACAUCCCAGCUGAGGACUGCUGCAGUUUCCAUGGCUCACUUGCCCCUUUUUGCUGCUUGGAAUGAUACCUAAAGCUUCAUUGUAAUAAACAUGUAAAGUUUUGCAUGGACAAGGGGGAAAGAAAAUCGUGGUGUUGAGGGGUGGAAGGGGGGGAUUGGUAAAAAGAAAUUUACUUUAGUUUUCUCUUUUCCUAUGGUAUUAGUGAAUGAAAAAGACAAGGGUAGGGGCCAGUAAUCUGUCUGUAACCAAAGUGUUAGCAACUUUUUCAGACUCAACCUUUUGGCUCAUAUUGGAAUGAAGAUUUUGCAAAAUGGAGGGAUGGGUUUAGAGGGACUAA